Lagopus muta (rock ptarmigan) is the source of this 612-nucleotide messenger RNA. It is a transcript of the gene RBIS, whose product is annotated as ribosomal biogenesis factor. Gene Ontology annotation, cellular component: nucleolus. Bases 218 to 568 code for a protein of 116 amino acids. Gene Ontology annotation, biological process: ribosome biogenesis. The record is from RefSeq and is a predicted model, not a curated record. NCBI's taxonomy places the organism in Eukaryota, Metazoa, Chordata, Aves, Galliformes, Phasianidae. The transcript has 3 exons.
CCCGGCGGCCCCCAGCGGGAUGCGGCCCCGCGCAGCACACGCGGAAACGCUUCUGUGUGUUCCAGCUGCGUGCCGAGGGGCUGUCGCCGUGCGCUGCUGCUCCCCCCGCCCGGCCCGGCGCCGCCGCCCGCCCUCAACAUCCCACGCGCUGCGAACGGCUGCCCCGCGGAGGGGAAUCCCGGGCCGGUGACGUCAGGGCUUCCCCCGGCGCUCAGUCAUGACGUCAGGCGCGCGCCGGCUGCUCGCGGCGGCGGCCAUGGGGAAGAGCCGGGCGCGGAAGGCGGCGAAGGCGGCCAACGUUUUCGCUAUCGCCCGCGGCGCUGCCGCCGGGAAGGCCCGCGGGAAGGGCCGCGCGCGGCCCGUCACCUCCGGGCUGAGAAAGAUAAACAUUGCAAACGCUGACAAAGUGAGCAAGAUAAAUAAAGCUUUUGCUGAAAUUCAGAAAGAAGUACGGCAACUAUCGAAAGGUACUGCAGCAGAACCUCCAAAGAACCAGCAGGUUACUACACCUUCAGAAGAGGAACCAGCAAAUGUGGAUGCUGCCACAAGUCUGUUAUCACAGCUGUAAUGCAUAACGGAUGAUGAAGAGAUUCCAAGAAUUGAAGGUCACAC